AUGUUUUGUUCGUUGAUACUUCCAAAUUUUCGUGGAACAUUUAAAUUUAUACAAAGAACGAUCACCAGCCACGCAACUGUUCGUACUCCUGAACAACAUACUAUAACAUUAAACAAUCGUCCCAUUAACGAAUCAGGUUUAUUAGGUUCAAUACAAUUAAAUGUGUGGGAAUGGCCAGGUAAAUCACCUCUUAUUCUUAUAUGUCAUGGUACGUCAAAUCAUGGACGUUGCUUCGAUCAAAUAAUUGCUAAUUUGCCUAGUGAUCAACAUAUUAUUACAUUUGAUUUUCGUGGGCAUGGUUACAGCAGUCAAUCACCGCCCUAUACAUUCCGUACGAUUAGUGACGAUUUGACUGAAUUUAUUGAAGUACGUGGUAUAAAAAAUGCAAUUGGUAUAGGACAUUCAUUGGGUGGUACAGCACUGAUACUUGCCACUAUAUUAAAACCAACAGCUUUUUCGAAUUUGUUAUUGUUGGAGCCGGCAAUUUUUCCAAAAUCAGUUUUAGACGGAAAAACACCACUACAACAAACAUCAUUUGACAACAUAAAACAACGACGAAUUAGCACAUGGAGAUCAAUUGAUGAAAUGUAUGAUUUUUUUAAAGAUAAACCAAUAUUUCGAAACUGGAUACCAAGUACUUUACGUGAUUACUGCACAUAUGGCGUAUUAACGGGUGGUUCUGGCGUUGUUUUAUCAUGUGACGUCGAAACUUCACAAUCGUUUUAUGUUAGUGCGAUGGAUAAAGAGAUAAAUAUCUACGAUAAAUUAUGUCAAAUCGAAAUACCCGUUCACAUUGUUCGCUCUGGUUUCUCUUACAAACCUGGUAGAUGGGAUACAUCAUUUACGUCGCCUGAUUUGGUUUCAUAUUUCAAAAAUGCACAAGAUACAAAACUGGAAAAUAUGUCACAUUUUAUACCAAUGGAAGCACCAUCGCUUGUUGCUGACUUAAUCAAACAGAUUUUAAUAAAACAAAAAUGUAAAUUGUAA
Didymodactylos carnosus is the source of this 987-nucleotide messenger RNA. NCBI's taxonomy places the organism in Eukaryota, Metazoa, Rotifera, Eurotatoria, Philodinida, Philodinidae. The record is from the annotation of a GenBank genome assembly.